Harmonia axyridis is the source of this 3093-nucleotide messenger RNA. RefSeq lists its product as uncharacterized. The transcript is spliced from 2 exons. The coding region runs from base 1 to 3093 and encodes 1030 amino acids. Gene Ontology annotation, biological process: DNA integration. NCBI's taxonomy places the organism in Eukaryota, Metazoa, Arthropoda, Insecta, Coleoptera, Coccinellidae. The record is from RefSeq and is a predicted model, not a curated record. Gene Ontology annotation, molecular function: zinc ion binding; nucleic acid binding.
AUGCGCUUGGAAAGUGCCUUCGAAGUUUUCCUGGUUCCUAAUGAGAAAAAGGCUGCAUACUUAUUACAUUACAUGGGACCUGAUGCCUACGAUGUUCUCUGCGACAAAGUAUCACCUGAAAAUCCAAAUAAUAUGGAAUACAAUGACCUAAUUAAGGAAAUGAAACAACAUUACAAUCCUGAACCAUUAGAAAUUGCAGAAAACUUUCGAUUCUUACAAAGGAAACAGAAUGAAGGGGAAAGUGUUCAACAAUACUUAACUACUUUGCAACGUUUAGCUACGACCUGCAAAUUUGGUGAUUAUCUUAAGAAAGCAUUGAGAAAUCAAUUCGUGUUUGGCCUGAGAACACAAAAUAUUCAAAGUCGUUUGUUGGAAAUGAAGGACCUGACUAUAGAGAGGGCUCUAGAAGUAGCUAUCAGUAUGGAAACAUCAGCAAGAGAUGCGGCACAACUACACAGAAGCAAUGUGGCAAGUGCAAGUGUAAACAGUGUUAAGUGUGAAAAAGGCAAUAAUGACCGAUUUUCAUCUAAAAGGGCUUUUGCAAAGUCUUCAUCAAAUAAUUCCAAAAAUGUUAAUUUUAAAAAUUAUUGUUACAGGUGCGGAUCUCCCACACAUUUUGCAAAUAAAUGCAAGCACAUUACCACUAUUUGCUCCAAAUGCAAGGUCAAGGGUCAUCUGGGAAUGGUUUGUUUCAAAAGUAAAAAUACAGAAAGUACAAAUCAAAUUGAAGAACUAUUUUCUAUUGAAUCCGAACAUAUCGAUUACAGGGAAAAAUUUAUGGUCAAAAUUAAAAUUGAAGGUAAAAUUUUAAUUUUUGAAGUAGACAGUGGAGCUGCUGUAAGUAUAAUGAGUUAUUCUAUGUUCAAAAAUUUCUUUCCUACUUUACAAAUUAAAAAAACUGAUUUAAAACUAGUCACUUACUGCAAGAAAGUGUUAGAUGUUGUGGGCUAUUCAAGGGUGGGUUGCAUUUAUGAAACUGAAACUCACAUUUUGAAUUUAUACAUUGUUAAUACCGAUCGAAAACCUAUUUUAGGCCGUGAGUGGAUACGUCAAUUGAACAUUAAAUUACAAAAUAUUAAUCAAAUUUCCGUUAUGAAUACACCUGAAAAUAUUUUACAAAAAUACCCAAUAGUUUUGGAAAAAUCAAUGGGUAAAAUUCUUAAUAUUCAAGCUCGUCUUAAAUUGAAAAAUAAUGCAACACCUGUUUUCAUCAGAGCUAGAAAGAUUCCAUUCGCUUUACAAUCCAAAGUGGAAGAAGAAUUGUUGAAUUUAGAAAAGGAAGGAAUUUUAGUAAAAGUCAUGCGUUCUGAGUGGGCUACACCCAUUGUACCGGUUGUAAAAGCUAAUGGGAAAAUUCGCAUUUGUGGUGAUUUCAAAAUAACCUUAAAUCCAAACCUCAUUAUAGAUGAGUAUCCUCUACCUUCCAUCGAAAAUUUAUUUUCCACUAUGGCUGGGGGAGAUAAGUUCACGAAAUUAGAUUUACAACAGGCCUAUUUACAAUUAGAAGUACAUCCGGAUGAUCAAAAAUUUUUAACAUUAAGUACACCUAAAGGACUUUUUCAAUGUACUCGAUUAAUGUAUGGGGUUGCUAGUGCGCCUGCUAUUUGGCAACGCCUGAUAGAAAAUUUGCUGAAAGAUAUACCCGGUGUCUCAGUAUUUUUAGAUGACAUCAAGAUAACAGCCCCUGAUGAUAAUACACAUUUCGAGAGACUGGAAAAAGUUUUAUGCAGACUUUCAGAUCAUAAUAUAAGAAUUAAUUACGAAAAAUGCGAAUUUAUGAAAGAUAAAAUAGAAUAUUGCGGCUAUGUUAUAGAUAGGUCGGGCAUACAUAAAGCGAAAAAGAAAAUGGAUGCAAUCCAAAACGCAAAAAUACCUACUAAUAAAACUGAAGUCAGGGCUUUUACAGGUUUAAUCAAUUAUUACGGAAGAUUUUUAGAAAAUCUUAGUUCAAAAUUAUACCCUAUAUACAAUUUAUUAAAAGAAGGUGUAGAUUUCAAAUGGGACAUUAAAUGCCAAAGAGCAUUCGAUACUGUCAAGAAAGAAAUUAGUUCCGAUCGAGUAUUGGCUCAUUUCGAUCCUCAGUUAACAUUAAUUUUGGCUACUGAUGCCAGUCCCUAUGCGGUUGGCGCAGUACUUUCACAUGUUUAUCCAGAUGGUACUGAAAGACCUAUUCAAUUCGCUUCACAAGUUUUAUCGACAGUUCAACAAAAAUAUUCACAAAUUGAUAAAGAAGCAUAUAGCAUUAUUUUUGGUGUCAAGAAAUUCUUUUAUUACCUUUAUGGUAGACGUUUCACCCUUACUUUUGGUCUACCAGCUGUCUUAGUUAGCGAUAAUGGACCCACUUUUACGUCCUUUGAAUUCAAGAAUUUUUUGAGAGAGAAUGGAAUUUUUCACAAGUUCUCACCUCCAUAUCAUCCUGCUACAAAUGGAUUAGCAGAACGAUAUGUUCAGUCUUUCAAGGGUGUUUUAAAAACUCUGGGACAAAAUGAGAGAGACAUCGAAUUGAAUUUGUCUAAAUUUCUUAUUAAUUACCGAAAAAUGCCUCACACCAUUACCGGAGUGAGUCCUUCUUAUCUUAUGUUUGGUAGGGAUAUUCGAACAAGACUUGAUUUAAUUUUGCCUCCAAAAAAAUACGGACUAAAUAUUUCUAAAAAUACUGAUUUUAGAGUUUUCAGAGAGGGGGAAAGAGUCAUGGUUAGGGAAUACCUGGGGUUCGAUAAAUGGCAGUUUGGUACUGUGAGAAAGAAGUUGGGAAGUUUAAUUUAUUUAAUCGAAUUGGAUGAUUCUCGAGUUUGGAAGCGCCAUGUCGAUCAAAUGCGUUCCAUGGGUGAGGACACACCUUUGAAAAUUAGCAACACACCAUCUAACACAUUUAUUGAGCUUCCUACGAUAUUGCCUUCAGCGAAAAAUAAUGACAAUGAUUAUGUUGCUGAAAAGCAAAAUACUUUGGACGGAAAUGUUGUCCAAAAUAAAGAAAUUAAACCAGAUGGUGUACCACUAAAACCAGAAAUUCCAGAUGACGCUUGUACCCUAAGGAGAUCUACACGAUUGCGUAAAGCACCCUCACGAUUGGGAAUUGAAAAUUGUACUUAA